AUGAGACUCCUCUCGCUUACUGCGCUGCUUCUCAGCGCCGGUACCCUCUCCGUUGGUGUUGCCGUGGGUGGACUCAUUCCCGGUGCGAAGGUCAUCCCGGCAUCUGAUACGGCGGGAUUACAGGCCAUUGGGGCCCAGAAUAGCAAGUAUUCGGACAGACAGACGGUGACGAUUCGGGCGUCGAAGAACGCGGCCGAUGAUAUCUCCGCGGACUUCUUGUGGGGAUUGCAGCGGGCUAACCAUGGAGGACGGUUGUUGUUGAAGGAGGGAGAAAAGUAUGUUAUUGGGAAGAAGCUGGAUUUGACGUUUUUGGAUGAUAUUGAGGUGCAGUUGGAGGGGGAGAUUCAGUUUACCAAUAACAUCACCUACUGGCAAGCCAACAACUUCUACUACAGCUUCCAGAAGUCUAUAACCUUUUGGCGCUGGGGUGGCCAGGAUAUUAAAAUCUUUGGCAGUGGGGUGCUGAAUGGGAAUGGGCAGAAGUGGUAUGAUGAAUUUGCGGGCAUGCAGAUCUUGGACCCCGAUAAUACAUUCUACCGGCCAAUUCUCUUCCUUACUGACAAUGCCACCCGCGUGUCGGUCGAGGGCAUCACGCAGUUGAACUCGCCCUGCUGGACGAAUUUCUUUGUCCGCACUAAUGAUAUCUCGUUUGAUAAUGUGUACAUUCAUGCAUUUUCAACUAAUGCGUCGUCUGAUCCGGCCAACACGGAUGGAUUCGAUUCGCUUGUGGUGGACAACUUUAGCGCUACUAACAUGCGCAUCGACGUGGGUGAUGACUGCUUCUCUCCCAAGUCGAACACGAGCAACAUAUUCGUGCAGAACAUGUGGUGCAACAACACACACGGUGUGAGUAUGGGCAGCAUUGGCCAAUAUUCAGGAGAGAUGGACUUUAUCGAGAAUGUGUAUAUUGAAAAUGUGACGCUGUUGAAUGGACAGAAUGGCGCGCGCCUCAAGGCCUGGGCUGGUCCUGAUGUGGGCUACGGCCGCAUGAACAAUAUAACCUACAAGAAUAUCCAGAUCCAGAAUACCGAUGCACCGAUUGUGCUGGACCAGUGCUACUUUGAUGUGAAUUCCACUGAGUGUGCCGAGUAUCCGUCGGCUGUGAACAUCACCAAUGUGCUAUUUGAGAAUGUGUGGGGAACAUCAUCAGGGAAAGAUGGCAAGGUGGUUGCAGAUUUGGUGUGCUCACCAGAUGCUGUGUGCACCAACAUCACCUUGACGAAUGUUAACCUGACGAGUCCGUCGGGUAGUGCGGAGAUUAUCUGCAAUGAUAUUGAGGGGGGGAUUGGGGUGGACUGUGUGUCUGAUUCGUCUGCUACGAAGCGGUCGCUGUACUAUUGA
Aspergillus sclerotioniger CBS 115572 is the source of this 1341-nucleotide messenger RNA. RefSeq names its product putative extracellular exo-polygalacturonase (gene pgxB). The transcript has 5 exons. Gene Ontology annotation, molecular function: polygalacturonase activity. Gene Ontology annotation, biological process: carbohydrate metabolic process. Bases 1 to 1341 code for a protein of 446 amino acids. NCBI's taxonomy places the organism in Eukaryota, Fungi, Ascomycota, Eurotiomycetes, Eurotiales, Aspergillaceae. The record is from RefSeq and is a predicted model, not a curated record.